Messenger RNA from Ixodes scapularis (black-legged tick), 1960 nucleotides. RefSeq names its product nucleotide exchange factor SIL1 (gene Sil1). The transcript is spliced from 8 exons. NCBI's taxonomy places the organism in Eukaryota, Metazoa, Arthropoda, Arachnida, Ixodida, Ixodidae. The record is from RefSeq and is a predicted model, not a curated record. Gene Ontology annotation, molecular function: protein binding. Bases 346 to 1623 code for a protein of 425 amino acids.
GCCGCGGAAGUGCAGCGGAAGAUCGCAGUGGAUUUUUUUCUUGCAAUCAAUCCAGUCCACAUCCAGUCUACAAUCCUACGCAAUCCGUAUAAUGACUCGUUGGAGCGCGCGUUCCCCUACGUUUAUACUGCUAUUUUAUUUCACAGUGCAUUUCUUUCCUUCCACUCGUACGAGAGGUGUUACCUUUAUUACUGGGCACCAGUGUUUUAUCGGUUUUAUUAAACACCUAAGGACAUCAGUGGUCGGCUCUUUCCGAGGAAGCAUUGGUUCUCGGGUUGCAAGACCGCAUAUGAAUGUCUCUAGUGGCCUACGGUGAAGUACCUUGUGUCCUGGACCACCUGCACAAUGAGGCUGCUCUGUUUGGCAGCUGCAUUGCUGGUGCUCUUAGAACGAGGACAAACCCAGCAACAUGAUCUCACUGUGGCUGCAAAUGAGGGCGCCUCGGCUGAACAGGAGAGGGAACAGGCUGAAGAUGAAGAGGACGAACCUGCUCGCCAUUUCAAGGCAACUCGAGAGUGGCAAGAGGUGCAGCCGGGUGAGGUCCUUCCACGUGGUGUCCAUGUGCGACUCGACCUUGAAACGGGAAGAAGGGAAGCGAAGCGUCUUGAUGAUGAAGAGCCUGGGGAGAGCCAGAAACGCACAGAUGUUUCUAAGGAAGGUCGAUUGCUCCUGGAGGAAGCCAAAGAUGACUCUUCUAAGAGCUUACCUGUGAGUAAGGAAAAGCCGCGCGCUGCUUGGCGCGCGGAAGAGUUCAAGAAGAAAAUGUCUAGUCUCAAGCUUAAGGCAAAGUCAGACUCUGAGAUUGUCAGGGGCCUCUUGGACCAUUACCGAAAUGCCACCGCAGCAGGAAAGGAGCCGUUGCUUCGAGACUUGGAGUAUUUAGUACACCAGUAUGACACAGCUGUCGACUUCAUUCGAAUGGAUGGACUCCUGGUCAUAGUGCCUGAUCUCAAUUCUACCUCCGAAACAUUGCGGGAACUGGUGGCAUUCACUCUGGGCUCAGCAUUGCAGGGCAAUCCGCAGGUGCAAAGCAGUGUGUUGGAGUUUGGUUUGCUGCCACAGCUGCUCCGCCUCGUUGCAAUGGAUCCAUCUUCCCGUGUGCGGUCACGGUGCCUUUUCGCGCUCUCGUGCCUAGUGCGCCAUCUGCCUGCCGCUCAAGAGGCUCUCAUGCACCACGGCGGUCUCACGGUUCUCGCCGGACUUUUUGCUAUGGGCAGCUCCUCAUCUGCUAAGCUCCAGCUCAAGGCAGUCACUCUGAUCCACGAUCUCCUCGUGGAACAGCGCUUGAGGCAGGGUGAUGACCAUGCGCAAGUCAACAAGUUGCAAGAGGGCAUUCAGCUGUACGGCUUCUGUAGCCUCGUGCCGGAGCUGCUACAGAGUCCCGACGUGGAUGCGCAGGAGAAGGUGGUGCAGGCGAUGCUUUCCCUGGCGGAAAUUUGCCACAAGGAGUUCCAGGUGCACUUGCCCCGGCUGCAUUCUCUGCUCAAUGCUUACCAAAGAGAAGUGCACAGUGAGUCGCAGUUGAAGACCUUGGAACAGACGUCGGACUAUUUUGAGGGACUGCUCCAUUCUCUGUCUCAGCUAUUGGACUCCUUGGAAAGGAAACAGAAAGAUGAACUGUGAAUGAAUGUGACAACAGUGACGGUGUGACUGGGACAAAUGGUCUGGGUGCUGUCAACAGAUUUUGUUUCAUGCCAUCGUUUCUCCCGCGGCGAGGCAACUUGAGACUGCAAGCUACGCUGUAGAUAUGGACCCUUGUCCUCGUUGAUAGGGUUAUUUUUGUUUGUGAAAAGGAUAUCUGUGGAUGUAUGAAGGCGGUUAUCUUUCCGAUAGCUCUGGCUGUAGGGAUCUGAUUUCGUGCAUUUCAUACUCUAGUGUUGGAGAGGCUAGACAUGGCAAUGCUUUUCGUGGCAGCAAUUUUCCUUGGUGGAAUAAAGUUCACCAUAUCAGCUUGUUUGGA